CGCCAUCACUUUGAAAACAUUUCUCAUUUUUCAGUAAUUUCUAAGCACACCCUCAGUAACUGCCAAGAUAUCACAACACAUCCACAUCGUGAACUCAGUGUUUCACCCGGGCAAAUAAUGUCAAAAGUAAUGACAGUACAGCCAAAAAUUUUAUUCACUGUCUAAACUACGUGGAUUUAAAAAUAUUCUAUUCUAUUUGCUAUGGAGUGAAGCUCACCUUCUCCUUAAAAUAACAUGCUUAGUGUCUGGGAAGGGCUUUAGACAUCAGAUAGAGAAUGCAUGAGGGAAAACGACCCAACUUUCUGAACAUCCAUAGUCUACGGAAAGUUGGCUCAUCCCUAACCCUGAAAUAAAGCUACUGCAGCCACGAGGAAAUCAAAUGGCACGCUAUCUGCCGUCUGCACUUGGCCCGCACCCGCGUCCUGAAGACGGGAGCGCAAGAAUUCUCCCUUUCUCCACGACCUGCAAGCUAAGGCUAGCACAUGCCGGCACCCUACGAAGAGCCACGCGAUCUCCUGUCUGGGAUGCAGAGACUCGGUUUCACAGCCGACUCCACACGAGCCCCGAGACUCUCCAAGCUCCUUCACGGCCCGCCGCGCCCCCUACAUUCGCACAUGCGUACACCCAAUAAAGAGAGCCGAGAGCGCUCCCCUUCGCGUGGUCGCCACGCCCAGCUGCCACGCAGCCGGUCCUCCUGCCCUUCUCUGGGCGGCUGACUUCACUAUCCAGUAACGCGCAUGUGCAAAACUGCGGGCCUUGUAAUUCUUUAGUGGGCAGGGGUGGGGCGGUCGGUGGGACCAAGUUUCUUGCGCACGCUCCGGACAUGCGCAGUGCGGGAGCUGAGGCGCCAGCUGUCGAUUUGGAAGUUCCGGGGAAGUCGCGCAUGCGCGAGUGUACGCGUUGCCGGCGAAGAGGGGAGCCUGACGACUCGGAAAUUUGAAUACCACAGUAGCAUGGAGUGUGACCUCAUGGAGACUGACAUCUUGGAGUCGUUGGAAGAUCUAGGUUACAAGGGCCCAUUGUUGGAAGAUGGAGCGCUCUCUCAGGCAGUCUCUGCUGGAGCCAGUUCCCCCGAGUUUACCAAACUCUGUGCUUGGCUGGUGUCUGAAUUAAGAGUGCUCUGUAAACUAGAGGAAAACGUGCAAGCAACUAACAGUCCGAGUGAAGCUGAAGAAUUCCAGCUUGAGGUGAGUGGGCUACUAGGGGAGAUGAACUGCCCGUAUCUUUCACUGACAUCUGGAGAUGUGACCAAGCGCCUUCUCAUUCAGAAGAACUGCCUCCUCUUGCUCACAUACCUCAUCUCAGAACUAGAAGCUGCCAGAAUGCUCUGUGUGAAUGCUCCUCCAAAAAAAGCUCAAGAAGGAGGCGGUAGUGAGGUCUUUCAAGAGUUGAAAGGCAUAUGUAUUGCUCUAGGAAUGUCCAAACCUCCAGCCAAUAUAACUAUGUUCCAAUUCUUCAGCGGGAUUGAAAAAAAAUUAAAGGAAACAUUAGCAAAAGUUCCACCUAAUCAUGUGGGAAAGCCUUUACUGAAGAAGCCAAUGGGACCAGCCCACUGGGAAAAGAUAGAAGCAAUUAACCAAGCCAUAGCCAAUGAAUAUGAAGUCCGGAGAAAGCUGCUAAUAAAACGUUUGGAUGUCACUGUACAAUCCUUUGGCUGGUCUGACAGAGCUAAGAGCCAGACAGAAAAAUUAGCCAAGGUUUACCAGCCAAAACGUUCAGUCUUAUCCCCUAAAAGUACUAUUUCUGUUGCCCAUCUUUUGGCUGCAAGGCAGGACUUGUCAAAGAUUUUAAGGACAAGCAGCGGCUCUAUAAGAGAAAAGACUGCCUGUGCCAUCAAUAAGGUGUUGAUGGGCAGGGUGCCUGACAGAGGUGGUAGACCCAAUGAAAUCGAACCUCCACCCCCAGAGAUGCCACCGUGGCAGAAGAGGCAAGAUGGCCCCCAGCAGCAAACAGGAGGCCGAGGAGGAGGGAGAGGUGGCUAUGAACAUUCCUCAUACGGAGGACGAGGAGGUCAUGAACAAGGAGGCGGGAGAGGUGGACGUGGUGGCUAUGACCAUGGUGGCCGAGGGGGAGGAAGAGGAAAUAAGCAUCAAGGAGGCUGGACAGAUGGAGGGAGUGGUGGAGGAGGUGGCUUCCAAGAUGGUGGUUAUCGAGAUUCAGGUUUCCAGCCAGGUGGCUAUCAUGGUGGCCACAGCAGUGGUGGCUAUCAAGGCGGAGGUUAUGGUGGCUUCCAAACAUCUUCUUCAUAUACAGGAAGUGGAUACCAGGGUGGUGGCUACCAGCAGGACAAUAGAUACCAAGAUGGCGGGCACCAUGGUGAUCGUGGUGGUGGUCGUGGAGGGCGAGGUGGUCGUGGAGGCCGAGGUGGUCGUGCAGGCCAGGGAGGAGGCUGGGGAGGAAGAGGGAGCCAGAAUUAUCACCAAGGGGGUCAAUUUGAACAGCAUUUCCAGCAUGGAGGUUAUCAGUAUAAUCAUUCUGGAUUUGGACAGGGAAGACAUUAUACUAGUUGAGGCUACCGAACCUUACAUUUUGCUAGAGCUCAAGUAAUAGAAACUUAGUUUCAGAAUCCUGAAUUCAGCACCUAUUUUGAAUUAAUGUGAGACCACAGGUGGCAGGCAGAUUCCUGCUUGGCAUAUGCAUUUGUAGGUCUUCAUUCAAUUCUGUUAGAUUUUUUUAUUGGACUUACAUAAUGCCGUUUAUUUGAGAAACACAUAACAUCUCUCCUUUCUAUGAAAAAUUUUUUAAAAGGUGAUUAAAAUUGCCUUUAAUUGACCAGUAGACUAAUUCCACAGUCAGAACAUGCAUACUUUUUUGAAGAAAUUACUUGAAUAAGUAGUUUUCAUGUUUUCAAUAUGCAGUUUUGAAAAUGAGGAUUCACCUAGACUUUUUUAGAUUUACUACUAGGAAACCUUCCUCAUAUGAAUAACCAUUUAUAUGUGUUUUGCUUAAAGUAUUCCAAUGCCUAUUUUCCAAGCACAGUUCUGCCCCUGGUUGACUUUUAUGCCACGUGUGCUUCAUGAUGGAACUUUUAGGUCAGUUCCUAUUAAAUGAGCUCUUCUGCAGAUAGCACAUUCAGUAGCCUUAUUUUGUUGAUGGAAUACUGUAUCAUAUGCUCAACUCUGAAAACCGUGAACACGGCCAAAAUCCAUAAAGAUUAUAAAAGCAAACUAAGUUGUGAACCUAUAGUACAUGUAGGCAUUUAGUUAAGUAUAGCAAUUCAAACUGACCUGCAUCCAUCCAAAACAAAUUCCUCCUUCAACCUUAUUUUUACUUGAAAUUUGCUAGAAGAAAUAGCAAACCGAAAUUUGUUUUAUGCAUGAGUUAAUACCACUGGCUCAGCAAAUACAAGUUAGUUUGCUUUAAGCAGGUAACUUUUUUUGUAAUGGAAGAAAUGCACUACAAAGUUAAGACAGAUUUUUGCUAAGUGCAGGAGGCCCUUUAUUAUUGCUGCAGAAAACAAAAGCCUGGCUGAGUUGAUGUUUUACAUUCUCCCUUACUGAAAUCUACAUGACAUGAUGCUUCUUGCUGGGUUUUUGUACAUGUAAACAUUGUCAAGCUGUGAAAGAAAAUGGCUGGAGGUGUGCUUUGUGUGAAAGGUGAGCAAUAAAGUAUCUGUUAAGUUC
Gorilla gorilla gorilla (western lowland gorilla) is the source of this 3623-nucleotide messenger RNA. It is a transcript of the gene TSLIG3A, whose product is annotated as family with sequence similarity 98 member A. Lineage: Eukaryota; Metazoa; Chordata; Mammalia; Primates; Hominidae. Gene Ontology annotation, cellular component: tRNA-splicing ligase complex. Bases 954 to 2510 code for a protein of 518 amino acids. The record is from RefSeq and is a predicted model, not a curated record. The transcript has 8 exons.